Molecule: messenger RNA, 4851 nt
Organism: Brienomyrus brachyistius
Lineage: Eukaryota; Metazoa; Chordata; Actinopteri; Osteoglossiformes; Mormyridae
Gene: ddi2
Product: DNA-damage inducible protein 2
Exons: 9
Coding region: 319-3231 (970 amino acids)
Biological process (GO): proteolysis
Molecular function (GO): protein binding; aspartic-type endopeptidase activity
Source: RefSeq, a predicted model, not a curated record
UUACGGCAAUGUGGCAACAUCACCGAGGAAGUGAGGGAAAGGCAAUAAAGAAAGAACUGUUUUCGUUUUCGCUGUUGUCGGCGUGUGAGAGGAAUCCCCUCCGUAUGCGAAAUCGUCUUAUCGGCUCGUCUAAGUGCUUCAGCCGAGCCGAUUUUACAAGCCACAUUUAAACUGGGUUUGGAAAUUCCUUUUGACCCCCCCCUCUCCCCCCGGCUUUCUAAGUUAAAUUUAAGAAAGCUAGCUAAAAGUAGCCAUCAGCCGGGUAAGCGACGCCCGUCCGCCGCGGGUUUUGGUGACAGAUUAAAGCCCGACGCUGCGAUGCUGGUGACCGUUUUCUGCGCCCCGAGGGACCGCUCGGAGAUCACCUUCUCCCUGGACGUGUCUCCCGAGCUGGAACUGCGGGACUUCAUAGCUCUGUGCGAGCUGGAGUCGGGGAUCCCGGCUGGGGAGAUCCAGAUCUCCUACGCGGAGCAGCCCCUCCAGGACCCCACGCGUGCCCUGGGGGCUUAUGGCCUGAAGGAUGGGGACGUGGUUGUGCUCAGGCAGGCGGAGAGGCGGCCGCCAGCCCAGCCUGCCUUUCCAGGGCUCCCCCGCAUCGACUUCAGCUCCAUCGCCGUGCCGGGCACCUCCUCCGCCCAGCCCCCACCUUCACAGCCGCAGCAGCCAGACCCAAGCCUGCAGCCGCGAUCUCCGACCCAGGCCCUAGACCCCACUCUCAUGGGUUCCGCCUCCUCGCCACAGGGAUUGGACAAUCCGUCCCUCCUGCGCGACAUGCUAUUGGCUAAUCCUCAUGAACUGUCCCUCCUGAAGGAGAGGAACCCGCCAUUGGCCGACGCCCUGCUGAGUGGAGACCUAGAGCGUUUCUCGAAGGUGCUGGUAGAGCAGCAGCAGGAGCGAUCGCGACGCGAGCAAGAGAGGAUACGGCUACUCACCUCUGACCCUUUCGACUUGGAGGCACAGGCCAAAAUAGAGGAAGAUAUCAGGCGGCACAACAUCGAGGAGAACAUGACGAUCGCCAUGGAGGAAGCUCCCGAGAGCUUUGGCCAGGUGGUCAUGCUCUACAUCAACUGCAAGGUCAACGGGCACCCGGUCAAAGCCUUUGUGGACUCUGGAGCCCAGAUGACAAUCAUGAGCCAGGCCUGCGCUGAGCGCUGUAACAUCAUGCGGCUGGUGGACCGGCGCUGGGCGGGCAUAGCGAAGGGCGUCGGCACGCAGAAGAUCAUCGGCAGGGUACACCUGGCCCAGGUGCAGAUUGAGGGUGACUUUCUGCCAUGUUCCUUCUCCAUCCUGGAGGACCAGCCCAUGGACAUGCUGCUGGGUUUGGACAUGCUCAAGAGGCACCAGUGCUCCAUUGACCUGAAGAAGAGCGUGCUCCUCAUCGGCACCACGGGCUCGGAGACGCGCUUCUUGCCCGAGGCGGAGCUGCCCGAGUGUGCCCGGCUGGCGUAUGGCGCCGAGACGCGGCCGGAGGAGAUCGCCGACCGCGAGCUGGCGGAGGUGCUGCAGAGAUCCGCGCAGGAGAGCGACGUUGAAGAUGGACGAACUACCUCACAGCAGUCCUGGCCCUGGUCCUUGCCGAACCAAAAUGACGAAAUUCCAGUGUCCACCUCUCCCUUGGACCACUCCCGAUUCCCUGCCCUGGACCGUUCCAAGUCUGCCCCCGCCCUCCUGCGCCCCCCCCUGUCAGAGGCAGCGCCGAUGUCGGUGCCCAGCCCCAGCCUGUCUCAAUUUCAGGGUCUCACUGAGCCUGUGCCCACACCUUUGGUGCCAGCACAGGCUACCGUUUCCCCGUGCCACCCCCCUGGCUGCGACUCCCCAGACCCCCCCAUGUGUGCCAGUCCUGAGGGCGAGCCCUCGAGUCACUCAAACUCAGGGAAUGUCCAGUGUGGAGCACCCACAGCCAUGGAGGUCAAUGCCACCACCGUUGCUACGGAAGAGGAAGCAGAGUCCAUCCCACUCUCCCUUAUUGGCUGCCCUAAUGUUAGCCCCGCCCCACCGCCAGAACUAGUCCAAGAUUGCCUUCCUGAUGCUACAAAGACUCAGCCGCUUGUUUCACUGGAAUCUCCUCCUGAGCAGGAGGAUUCGGAGGCAGUCAGUCCCCAGCAUCCACUUCUGCUUUCCCUUGAUGCCAAACCGCCUCCUGACACUCCUGCUGGCACCCCCGAGUUGUGUUCCACACCUGGCACCCCAGUGGCGGAAAUCGCGGACUUGCACGCGGUUACCGCAAAAGCUUCUCAGCCGGAGAGAGACCAGCCGGAGGGUGAAAGGCAGCCUGGCUCGGACGGCAUGCCCUCCCUGGCUGCUGCCUUAAUGGAACUGCACGAGCUUCUGGUAUCCAACCGCCGUACCCUGUCCCGGGAACAUAGUCCUAUCCCCUCACCGACCUACAGGGAAGAUGCUGAUGGGGUAGAUGAGGGUAAUUUCCCCGGGUCCCUUGAAUCGGCCUGGGAACCGACUAAUCUCGUCUCUGGUGCUAUUGCCAUGACCACGAUGGAGACCGGUGCAGCCAAAUCUGAGAGCCUUCUCAAUCCCAACUUAUCUUCUCUUACUCCCGUGUCUGUGGACUCUACUGGGCAAGUGGAGAACCUGGGAAAAGAGCUGCCAGAGGAGUGGGAAGGAGAGCAGGAGGUGAGGUGCCUGGACGCGAUGGGAGAAAGUGAGGAGGCCUUCAGUGUGGAGGAGGAGAUAAGGGAGCCGGAGCCUGGGCCAGGCAUGGAUCUGCUGCCUCCGCUGAAUCUGGAGAGCAUGGAUGUCCGACAGGCCCCUGAGGGCCUCCAGGGCAGAGGCAUUGCAGAUGGGAGAGCGGCUGGUCCAGAAGCCUCUGAUCUCUCACACUUCGGAAUGGAGGUGUCGGCCGUAGACGAGCUCUCUCCUCCCAUGUUCUCCCCGUGUCAUACCUUCCCUUCCGGCAAUGUCUCCGAUCCCUCGACCGCAGCUCCUGCUUCUCCUCCUCCUAUCUCCCUGGAAGAUGCUCCUCCUCAGCCUCCUUUCCCGCUUCCUCUUAUUCCUUCCCUAUCUCCAUCUCCUCCUCCUCUGCUCCUUCCCACCCCCUCAGUUGUUCCCUCUCCCCCACCUCCUGCCAUGGAGAGAUUCCCAAUAGCGCACAUCCAAAGGAUCCAGGAGGCUGGGUUCUCGGCCGGGGAGGCUGCUGAAGCUCUGGAGCUGGCCCAGGGAAUCGUGGAGCUGGCCUUGCUGGUGCUGCUGGCUCGUAAGAUCACUGUGCCCACAUAGAUUCUUGACACCCACCCCCCAAGAAGAACCCUGUGAAACCACACCCCUGCAUUAGUCCAGACCUUAAGCCGUGGUUUGGACCAGGCCCAAGCCUUCCCGUCCACUCAACAGUAUAAACUAAAUACAAGCUCGGAGUUUUUAAUGGACAGUGUUAUGGAUAGAAGAGAAACACGAUCUGUGGUUUUUUUAUACUAUGAUGUUUUGAAGAUUGCAUGUUGAGUUAAAUGACGUCAUCGAACAGGUAACUUUUUAGGAAGAUUUGGUCAGGCGUUUGGAUUCUCGUUCUGUCUUUAUGCAUCUUGCACAGGACAGCUCGCAUUUUCCCUUUUCUAAUAAAAAUUCUGCCCGUUGCAAAGGCGGAGUCGACAAUGAGCUGAUAGGUCAGCAGAUCUUAGAGUGGAUGUUUCAUAACGCAAAGUGAAAAACCAACAUGAAACGAUACGGAGGGAUUUUUUUAGUAAUUCUAACGUUAGCGUAUUUAGCGAGAUUAAGCGAGGCAGAGCAGUGGUUUACAUGUGUCAUUCUGCGCUGCGGCACGAUGUUUUUUGGUUUUUUUUUGUAAUUCCCCCCACUUUGUAAAAGUGCACAGAGAACAUUUGCCUGUUCACACGCCGCCCUUCAUCCCAACCCUAAGGAUCCUCAAAACUACUCAAUUCAUGUUCCAUAAAGAAGUGCAUUGUCCUGCUCCACCAAACGCCUUUUCGCUCUCCAGAAUGGGCCCUGUAUCCCGAGCUGAGAAUAUGCUAAAUCCUCCGAGACGACUGCUGAAUACGCCACAGGCUGAAGCGAAUGAUCACAUGCAAACUGGAAAUUCGUGUCAAAGCAUUCGUCAUAUUCCAGUCUGUACUGGCAUACCCCUCUUCGUGUGUCCCACAGUGGCCGCUGAGAAAGCCCUGUUUGGCAGACAUGUCUUUCACUUUUAACGAGUUUAAAAGCUCCCACUCCCUCCCCCGCAUGUACCUAAUAGGCUCUAAUGCAUGAGGUGGCGAGAGACACUGAGGAGAUGAUGGAAGCUGCAGGCUGAGCUGGUGCUGUGGGAUCAUUUUCCUAAUCUUUCCUUCCCUUGCCUAUAAAUCCUGCGAUUAUCUGUGAUCAUUUUGUCGCUCAUUAUCAGUCAGUCAUUCAGGCAGAUACUGUCAGUUCUUCACAAUCAUAGACUGCUUGGGGAAUGCUGCAAUAUUUGAUGCAGACAGAAUUUUUUUUAAAAUCUAUUUUGCAAAAAAGAAGAAAUGCAGCCUUUCGUUCUAGUUUCUCAUUUAUACCUUAAUUAUUACAAUUUUACCUUAUUUGAAUUGAAGUAGGUGUGAGGUAUGCAGAUAAAUUCCUGUUUGUUGGACAUUGGACAGUUUUCCUUGGAUUGGACUUGUGGGUAGUUAAGCCAAUAUUUGUUUUUUUUAACCUCGAUUUCGGUCUUUUUCAGUUCAGGUUCAAUCUCUGUUCACUUUCUUAAGAUGCCCAAUCCAGCUGUUACUGCAUUUUCUCAUUCACCAUUUUAUCCUUAGGAUAUUCAUUUUUUUUUCUUAAAUGUAUGUACUACAACAUUCAGGCUGUAUGGGGUUUUUCAGUUUGAUCUUGUACACAUGAUAAAAGAAAUUAAUAAAAUGGGUUCUUUAUAUUUUA